Messenger RNA from Thecamonas trahens ATCC 50062, 4751 nucleotides. RefSeq lists its product as uncharacterized. Gene Ontology annotation, molecular function: ubiquitin protein ligase activity; protein binding. The transcript is spliced from 3 exons. NCBI's taxonomy places the organism in Eukaryota, Apusomonadida, Apusomonadidae. The record is from RefSeq and is a predicted model, not a curated record. Bases 45 to 4574 code for a protein of 1509 amino acids. Gene Ontology annotation, biological process: protein polyubiquitination; protein monoubiquitination.
GUCUCUCCUGCCCGAGUCUAGGGGAGGGAGAGAGAGAGGGUGAGAUGGCGGCGUCGCUGUUUGACGAGCCCAAGUCUAGUUUGUUUGGAGACGACGACGAUGACGACAUGUCGCUGUUCUCCGGUGGAAGUAAGAGCAAAACGGCGAGCUCAGGUGGUGCCAAGACCAAGGCCAAGACGGGCGGUGCGGCGGCUUCGAUGGGCUCCUCGGGCGCUGCUUCCACUGGCAAGGCGGGAGGAGGUGGGAAGAGUGCAAAGGUGAGCAAGGUCAAGGUUGAUGAUGAUCCGCUCAAUGAUCCGCUCAGCGAUCCGCUCAAUGAUCCGCUCAGUGGCGGAGGCGGAGGCGGAGGCGGAGGCGGAAAGAAGAAGGGCAAGAAGUCGACCAAGAAGAAGGGUGGCAAGGGCGGGAAGAAGUCGACCAAGAAGGGCGGCAAGGGCAAAACGUCGACCAAGAAGGGUGCAGCUGCAAAGUCGGCAAACGCCUCAGAUGGUGCGUCGAGCGCAAAGACCAAGACCAAGACCGAGGCCAAGACCAAGACCAAGACGAGCAGAAGUACCGCGAGUGCGGCUGCAUCGAUGUUUGGCGGAGAUGACGACGAUGACGACGACGUGCUGUUUGGUGGCGGCAAGGCCAAGACGAGCAAGAGUUCAGCGACUCCAACCGCGGCUGCGUCAAUGUUUGGCGGGGACGAAGAAGACGACGAUGACCUGUUUGGCGGCGGCAAGGCGUCAGCCAAGGCUAAGACCAAGACCAAGACCAAGACCAAGACCAAGACCAAGACCAAGACAGGCAAGUCUGCAGCCGACGAUGAGGACAUGUUUGGCUCGACUGGCAAGUCGACGCUGUUCGGCGACGGUGACGACGACGAUACGUCGCUGUUUGCUAGUGCACCGGCCGAGGCCAAGGCUGAACCUCAGCCCGAAGCCAAGGCGAGCAAAAAGAAGUCGACCAAGAAGAAGGGCGGCAAAAAGUCGACCAAGAAGAGCGGCAAAAAGUCUGUCAAGAAGAAAAAGUCUGUCAAGAAGAGUACCAAGAAGAAGCCUGCGACGCGGACGCCAGCUCAUGGAGCGACGCCGCCGCCGGGUGCGUUUUCCGGCUUUAUGGAUAACGAUGACGAUCUGGGUGGCGAUCCAUUUGCGGCGUUUGCCUCACUCGGCGGCGGCGCCGACGCCAGCUCGAUGUUCGGCGCACCUGGGGCGGCCAAGUCCAAGCCCAAGCCGGCGGCGCCGGCGUUUUCCAACUUUGCUGGCUUUGCUGACGACGACGACGACGACAUCUUUGGUGCCGGAGGCGACGAUCCGUGGGGCGGCUCAUCGGUCUUUGGCGCGCCGGUGACCAAGGCCGCCAAGCCUGAGCCUGAGCCUGAGCCUGAGCCCGAGCCCGAGCCCGAGUCUGAACCCGAGCCUGAGCCCGAGCCUGAGCCAAGAUCUGAGCUGCAGCGCGGCGGAGCAACUGACGGCGCUGUCGAGACCGGCUCGGACAAGUCCGACGGCGGCGACGACCUGUUCACCACUGACGGCGACACCUCGGUUGAUGCCGGCGCGCGGUCGGUGCGGUUCAACGAUGAGGUUGACGUCAAGUCGGUCCCGGCACGGGCAGACGUGUCCGACUCGCGGAGCGGGUCGGGCUCGGGCUCGGGCUCGGGCCGGAUGCCGGCUCAGGAGCCAAUUUCGGCUUCGCAAGAGCGUGGCCGCGACCAUGCCACCUCGCGGAGCUCGCGAAGCGGCCAGCGUGACGAUGUGCGCCCGAGCGAGCGGCGCGAGCGCAGCAGCCGAAGCGGGCGUAGCAGCCGGAGCAGGCGCUCUGGGCGUUCUGGGCGUUCUGGGCGUUUUGGGCGGUCGAGCCGUUCUGGGCGGUCGGGCCGUUCCUCGCGUUCUGGGCGUCGGUCGCGCCGGUCUCGGCGAGCGUCGUACUCGUACUCUGACUCGGGCUCGCCGCGCGGACGGCGGGGAAGCUCGCGGCGGUAUGUGGCGGGCGGUGGUGGAGGCAUGAUGCCUUUGAUCCUGCCCGCGGUGGUUGUGCGCCCGGACGCAAUGGCUGUGGUCGGUGGGUCGCUCCCGCCUGUGCGGCCAGUCAUUCCUAUGCCGGUGGUGAGCGGGUUGCCGCCGUUGUCGGACGAUCUGCAUCCGCCGCCACCGGAGAUGCUUGUCGUGGAUGACGACGACGGGCCGCCGCCGCCGCCGCCCGAGGUGCUCGCGCACCUGCCAACCAUGCCGGAGGACUCUGCACGGGUCAAGCAGCUGGAAGGCCUGGUGCACGACCUGGUGCACGACCUCAGCACCGCUGCCGAGGUAGUCCAGUCUGCCAAGUCUGCCAAGGAGCUCGAGCUUGAGGCCAUUGAGGCCGAGCUCGAGGCUGAGCGUUCGCUGCGACGCGAGCUCGAGGCCGAGCUGGAAGACGGGGGCCGGUCGUCGCGGCGGUCGCGGCGGGCCCGACGGAGCAAGGCCUUUUCCGUCAUGGACGACGAGGCCGAGGGCGAUGGCUUCUACAAUGACGGUGUCACCGCACCCAUUGCGCUGCGGUUUGGUGGCGAGCGGAACAUGGCGGUUGGCUCGGGCGGGGUGCUGAAGCGGAUGUCGGACCAGGCUGAGCGCAUCGAGCUCGAGCGGAAAAAGAAGCGCGAGGCGCUGCGGGCGCGGGUCGAGGCUGCGCGGGCCAAGGCCCGGGCCGACGGCACGCUCUCGCCAGUCGACGUUGACGUCGAUGUCGGGCGACGACGUCGGCGCGGACACAGCGAGCGGAACCGCGGGCGUGGGCGCAGGCGCAGACGCAAGGGCCGGCGGCGCGGGCGGCAUGGAAGCUCAAGCUCGACCGACUCGAGCAGCUCGAGCAGUGGCUCCAGCUCGAGCUCGAGCUCGAGUGUCAGCAGCUCGGACAGGGCGCGGUCCAAGUCCAAGAAGGCGCGGUCGAAGAAGGCGCGGUCGAAAAUGGGCAAGGGCAAGGGCAAGGGCAAGGGUAAGGGUAAGGGCAAGGGCAAGGAGAAAGCUGGGCUCCGUGAGGAUCCCGGCUCGGACUCGCUGUCACCGGGCGCUGCGCCGGUGGCGUUGUCAUCGUCGUCGUCUUCGCCACCACCGCCGCCGCCCAAGUCGCCGCAUCCACUCUCGGGCUCGGACUCGGGCUCGGGGCCGGGGCCGACCUUGGACUCGGGGGCGGACGGGACGUAUGUGGGCGCGGCGGGAUCCGACGAGCUGGGCUCGUACGAAUACGCCAGCGAGUACACUCAGGAGUCGUUCUACUCUGAAGUGGAGGAGACUGUGGGUGGAGCGGUGCCGGACGGCAACUCAUCGCUGUUUGAUCCGUUUGGCGCGAGCGCGUUUGGAGGCUCGGUCUUUGCUGACGGCGGCGAUGAUGACCUGUUUGCGCAGUCGGACGACGAGUGGGACCCGUUCUCGGCCAAGGCGACGCCCUCGAGCGGACCCAAGACCGUCAAAGUCCGCAAGAAGAAGCACCGGAUGGUGAAGAAGCGGGUGCGGACCGGUAAGCGCAAGCCUGUGGCCAAGGCCAAGGCCAAGGUCAAAGCCAAGGCCCAAACCAAGGAUGUGGCGAAGCCAGCGCGCAAGUCAGGUGGCGUCACUGACAAGCCUGCGUUCUCAUCUGAAUCGGACGACGGGCCGUCACCACCGUUGCCGCCUGCCGACAGCGAGUCGGAUGACGAGGCAUCCAAUGACUCGUUUACCCGCCGAGCCGCCGCCGCUAAGAAGGCCAAGGCCAAGGCGGAAGCCAAGGCCAAGGCCACGGCGGAAGCCAAGGCCAGGGCCAAGGCCGAGGCCAAGGAGAAGACCCGGACCAAGGCCAAGGCCAAGGCUGUGAUGGAGAGCUCCGAGAGCGAUGAAGCUGCGGCGCCCGAGGCACCAGCGCACAAGGGCAAAGGAAAGGGCAAGGGCAAGAGCAAGGGCAAGUCAAAGGCGAGCGGCGUCUUGGACUCGGAUGAUGGGCCGCCGCCGCCGCCUGUGGUCGAGUCGGGCAAGGGCAAGGGGAAGGGCAAGAAACGGCGGAAGCGCAAAGUGGUGGACAAGAGGGGUGGGCUGAGCGAGAGCAAGGCAGGCGGUGUGGCGGAUGCCCCACCGCCGCCGCCGGACGCUUCCUCCUCGUCGUCGUCAUCGUCGUCGGUCGUGUUGUCGUCUUCUUCAUCGUCGUCGUCGUCUUCGUCGUCGUCUUCGUCGUCGUCUUCGUCGUCGUCUUCGUCGUCGUCUUCGUCGGUCUCGAGCGGUACGAUCUCGUCGGACGAGCAGGUUCGACAAGGCGAGAUCGAAAAGCUGCGAGCCGUGCCGCCCGAGCUGGCUGAGGCAAGGGUGGAGAAGCUGUCCAAGUUCGACGCACACGGCAAGGACUUGCCGCGGUACUGGCGGAUGGGCCACGACGUCAAGGGCCGCGUCUUCUUCUACCACCGCAAGACGCAGGUGCGGACGUACCGUCACCCGGCGCAGGAGCGCAAGAAGCGCGUGGCGCGGUCGUUUGAGGAGCGCGACCGGAUCGAGCGCGAGCACGCCGAGGCGCUGAAGCGCGGCGGUGGCAGGAAGCAGGACAAGGACCUGUUUGAGCGCGGCAAGAAGGAAGAGUGUGUGGUGAUGUAGGAGCGCUGCAGCCAAUGAGCAAAGGCAGCAAGGGCGAGAGAGCAAAGCCGCCUUGAUUUACAUGUGCGUUACGUCGACGCCUGUUUCUCCUCCUUCUGCUUCUGCUUCUGCUUGCGAGCAAGUAGCUUUGCGCGACGGGCGGCCAUGGCGGCCUUGCGCUUUGCGCGGCGGGCGGCC